This is a messenger RNA of Xylaria bambusicola, 2856 nucleotides long. RefSeq lists its product as uncharacterized. The record is from RefSeq and is a predicted model, not a curated record. The coding region runs from base 1 to 2856 and encodes 951 amino acids. NCBI's taxonomy places the organism in Eukaryota, Fungi, Ascomycota, Sordariomycetes, Xylariales, Xylariaceae. The transcript is spliced from 4 exons.
AUGGCUGAUCCCAUUGGCGUUGCGGGGACCGCGGUCGGGGUCGUGUCGCUCGGGCUGCAGGUGUUUGGGACCUUGAAGCAAUACCUCGACGACAUUAACUCCCGUGACGAGCAGGUCACCAAGACUCGAAGCUACCUCGAACAGCUCAAAGAGACUCUCGAUAUAAUAGAUAAUGCGACUCGGUCAUUACAAGCCGCGCACCAAACUCCCUCCAAUGUAGUCCUGUCUUGUCUUGUCUCUUGCAAAGCAGAAAUGAACACCCUCCAGGCAAAGCUACAAGAACACGGACCCCCACAACAAAUCAAUGUCAAGGAAAAAUUGAAAGAUUUCAAGAAGCGAAUUCAAUAUCCAUUCCAGAUUCACGCCAUAAAAGAAAUAGAGAACUGCCUGGAGCACAUCAUAGACAAGCUUUUGCUAGCUAUACAUGGUCUUGAGCUUCACUCGCAUCUGACAAUCAGUGGGAAUGUCGAGUCUCUGAACGAUGCUAUUAAACGCGAAGCGGCUGCGAUUCUUAACCUCGAAUCAACUACAGACACAAACAACAAACUCCUUACUGCCAAUUCCGCUCAGCUAACUAAUAUUUCUAUGAGUACUGAGCCCCUGGUACCCAUGAUCCAGGCACUCGAAUCCAAUAUAGUCACAACUCACCAACUUGUUGAUGCCAAUGCCACUCAAUUAACUAGCAUUGCCACGAGUAUUGAACCCUUGGCACCUAUGAUUGAAUCACGCUUAAUAGUGACAAGAGACCGCUUUAACAGGUUCGAAGAUCAAGUAUACACCAAUCAUUCUGUGGCCACAGAUCAGCUAGGUGUACUUAGAUCUCACGUAGAGGCCAACACGAAAGCUACGAUGGAGAUACUAGAUCUCUUAAGGCAUCUAAAUGAAAAUUCACUGCAUACAAACCAGGAGCGUAUCAUAAAGCAGCUCGUUGUGUCACUUGUGUCGAAACCCAGUCUUCUCAAAGACUCGCAUGGGUCACUCGACCUUCAACAAGAAGAGACAUCAAGUUCGAUCGCUUCUACAAUCAUCUCAAAGCACCCUAGUCCAGUAACGACAAGAAGAACGCCAGUUACAUUCAGCUGCUGCAACUGUGCGUCGUGGCGCAGUGUAAAUGAGAAGCUCACGCGUUGGCGCACGUUCUAUUUUUCCAAGAAAACGACUGCAUCGAUGCACCGCCCAGGAUGUCCACGCUACGCGCGUGAAGCGCCCGAGCAUGAAAAAACAGUGGGAAUCACCUACACCGGACUCCAGAGACUUUGUUCUGCAGCUGUAUCAGUCGGUCUAUGUCUUCGCUAUGGUGCUGGUGGCGCUAGUAUCAGUCCUAUGUUUCGAUAUCAUUAUGUAGUGGAUGAACGCCAAUCACCGCCAUUUCGUAUGAUACGUGUAUUGCGCAACUCGAUAAGUCUAGUGGAAUCCCCAAAUUCGGACAGGAUCUUAGCAGCCUUUUUGUCAUGGAUCACAGUGGCUUACGACAAACAGGUCGCUUCACCACGGGACGUUACUAUCCGCGGGGCAUCCCUGAUAGACUACUUAUUCGAAUAUGCUUCAUAUACUGAUAUUUGGGCAUAUCCACCCUCGUUUAUAUCUUCGCUCCUCAACUUUGGCGUAAACGUAACACAGCAAGAGUCGGUCUUCAGCAUUUUUUCCAACCAAUACAGUCCCUCAGAAAAAGGUUUAUAUGUCGAUGCUGUAUCCUUGGUGUUGCGGGAAUACCCCGAUCUUUGGUAUCGGCACAAUGCUACAAAUAUCGAUUUUAUAAAUUACGGAGAUGCUAUAUGCCGGUCGAGUGAGUUUUCCGUCGCACUUGAAACAGAUCUUGACCCGAUAUGCAUCGCGUUGUUGCACCAAGACUUGAAGAGAUUAUCCGAUAUUUUGGCCACGAUUAGUUCAAACUUUAGCCCGCCUGUCGCCCGAGACCUAAACAUAAAGUCAUUGGCCGAACUUGUCAUUCGGUGGCCAACGGGCUUAAAAUGCAUCUUAGAAAUGCGACCAGAUUUUAUGAACGUCGAUGUAUUAAACUCUAUCUUCCGUUAUACUAUUACAUCCAGCCGAUGGAGUCUUCUUUCAGCUGGUUCCCAUUUAGCAGAGUCGAUCAAGACUCUGCUAGAUCAUGGGUGUUAUUUGACCGAGAAAGAUGUUGAGAUAAUCUUGGAAUUUUUCAUUGGCAAGAAUGGGCAUAACACUACCCAAGUAAUGUUGCAGCACUUACGAGUAUGGCGUGAGAGGCUACGAGAAGCUCUACAAACAUAUCGGCCUAUCGACUCCCAAGAAAAUUUAUCACUGAAUAAAUCAGAGGUCCUUGAUUCCAAGGCCUCUUAUGCCAUGUCAAUUCUUCGAUCAAUAGGCCUAGACCCCUACAAGAUGUUUGGUUUGCAACGAGGGGAUUAUAGGCUCGGUUCUUCGGAGAAAGAGCCCCGAUCAAUAUUUCACCUAAUCCAUUCAUCUCAGAAUGCCCAAAUAGCUUUUGAUUUGGGUUUCCGUGAUAUAGAUGUCCCAUCUGAAGGAUUUACGCCGCUUUGCAACGCAUCUGGAAAUGAACGCUUCGGAUAUUGCACAUGGCUUCUUGACCAUGGGGCAAAUUACACCCGAAGGUUUCCGUGGACCUAUUCAUCACUGAGUCAGAGGCUACGCAGUGUGGAUGCACCUCAAUAUUUGGUGAUACAUUGGAUAUUUAGGUGCCUCGGACGAUAUUCUGAUCAGCUUUGGUAUAGUGAUGUCGAUAUAAUCGGAUAUCUUACCAGGAUAACGACGAGUGUGGUUAGAAGCUCCUGGGCUUCGUAUCUUACGGAAGCUGACUGCUAUGAUGGAUGCUCGGUGAGUGAUACCCAGUUCCAUCUUGUCCGUCUUCUACUCUAA